UAUUUUGUGACCGACUAUUAGUUAUUAGGCGUGAUUAUCCUUUUGCCGAAGUGCCCCUGAACGCAGCAUUUGCGCCGACGUCAUUUCCUGGAAUCCCGGUUUCCGGUUCAAAAUGGCUGCGACCUUGUGUUUAAGGCUACUGCCGCAACAAGGAUGGCUUCCCCUGACCCAGAGUGUCCGGCACGGCUCCAAGGCCGUGACUCGCCACAGGAAGCCGGUGCACAUCCUCAGACAGAAGCUCAUGGCGGUGACCAAGUACAUCCCUCCAACACGACUCGUUCCUCCAGGAGCGUAUCCGUCCCAAACCUCACGGGUCCAGGAGCAGGAAAGUCCUUUCGCCUUAAUCUUGAAGAAGGCUUUGCAGAAACUGUUCCAGGAAUGUAGGAUGCUCGCCGUGGUGCAGAACAGCGCCAGCAACGCCGAGGACAUGAUGAUGCUCAAGUACAGACUUCACAAACACGGCAUCCGUGUCAAGUUCUUCCCCAACAAGGUGGUGCGUUCGUUCCUGAAUGACAGUGUUUACUCCAACAUGGCUCCUCUGUUCAGCGGCCCGACCGUGAUGUUCGUCAGCGAAGAGCCGAAGGUCAAGGAGAUGCUGAAGACCCUGAGGUCCAGUCCACAGAUGACACUUCUGGGCGCCUGCAUAGACGACACCCUGCUGAGCGUGGACGGGCUCGUGAGCUACUCCAAACUGCCGUCCGUGUCCGUCGCCCAGGGUCAGCUGGUCAGUGGGCUGACCAUGCUCACAUCCCACACCGCCUCCCUGCUGCAGCGCCACCCGGCGUAUCUGUCGGCGCUGCUGCAGCAGCACGUCAAGCAGCUCAGCCCGGACGCCGCCGGCCCUGCAGCGGCGGCGGAGGAGGAGGCCACGUAGUGAUUCAGAGGAAACUACCGUCAGGACCUGUUUAUUUUCUUUUACAGAUGCUCAGAAACAACAAGGGGACUGUAGAGUCGGAUGCACACUUCAACAUUUAUUCAUUUUAAGUUCCUGGCAGAUAUUUAGGAUCGACUGAAUUCACCUAAAUUUUCUGGUGUGCGUCCGCCCACGUGAGCACUGGUCAGGAUUCUGCAGACUUGACUGGUUCCAGUGGAAGUUGAAGUUGUGGAUGGACAAUGCUGUUGCUCGAGCUCUUUACUUUUAUUUUUAAAAAAAUACUGUCACAUAAAUAAAGCAUGCCUACUCAAUCUA
Messenger RNA from Scophthalmus maximus (turbot), 1189 nucleotides. It is a transcript of the gene mrpl10, whose product is annotated as mitochondrial ribosomal protein L10. The transcript is spliced from 5 exons. The record is from RefSeq and is a predicted model, not a curated record. Lineage: Eukaryota; Metazoa; Chordata; Actinopteri; Pleuronectiformes; Scophthalmidae. The coding region runs from base 113 to 874 and encodes 253 amino acids. Gene Ontology annotation, cellular component: mitochondrial large ribosomal subunit. Gene Ontology annotation, molecular function: structural constituent of ribosome. Gene Ontology annotation, biological process: translation.